AUGGAUAUUAGUUGCUAUGGUUGGGGUAAUCCACUGCUCUUCGGGACUUGUCCGGCUACUACUUUUAGAUGUUCACCCGGCAUUCAGGUGAUAGUGUUUCCGUUUCUUUUGAAAGGGCAUAGCAUUGUUGGAUUACCGACAGCGAAGUUCAGCGACUUGAAGAGAAAGACCAAGAGAGGGUCUUUGGGAGUUUACGAUGGACAAUGUGGUGUGCAACCUGAUGAUCGGUUUGAGAGGCUGUUUGAUGAAAGAAUGGGAGGGUGUAUCUUCGGGAGUAUCAAGGAUAUACGCCAGCAGAAACAAGAUGUUUGCGAGCUGUUGGAGAUGGUGUACGAAGAGGAUUCCUCUGGAACGGAGGGGGGAUGGGCAGAUGGCAAGGUAUGGAGAGAGGACUAUAAAGAUGGUUGA
Molecule: messenger RNA, 408 nt
Organism: Encephalitozoon cuniculi GB-M1
Lineage: Eukaryota; Fungi; Microsporidia; Unikaryonidae
Exons: 1
Coding region: 1-408 (135 amino acids)
Source: RefSeq, marked provisional